Messenger RNA from Vigna unguiculata (cowpea), 1864 nucleotides. RefSeq names its product zinc finger protein GAI-ASSOCIATED FACTOR 1-like. The record is from RefSeq and is a predicted model, not a curated record. Gene Ontology annotation, cellular component: nucleus. NCBI's taxonomy places the organism in Eukaryota, Viridiplantae, Streptophyta, Magnoliopsida, Fabales, Fabaceae. Gene Ontology annotation, molecular function: DNA-binding transcription factor activity.
UCUAAGUCCUAAACACAAACCAAAAACUCUCUCAGCUUUUGUCUUCCUCUAGAGGGAGAGUGGAUACACCAAAAAACAAGCCACAGCUUUUAGUGAGCUCCAUCACCAAUACCAGAAAAUACAAACAUCAGAGAAGACACACAGAACCUUCUAUUAACCUCUCACACUCUCCUUUCCCAAUGUCAAAUGUUUCAGGUGAUGAAGGAAGCUUCUCCUCAGGAAACAAUGGGGAAGAAGUUCUUCAAGAAACCCAACACCAGCAGCCACAAAACCAGCUCCAUGACUCUACUUCAGGACCUUCUGCUGCUUGCAAUACCAAUGCUUCAACCAAUCAACAAACCAAGAAGAAAAGAAACCUCCCAGGAACCCCAGACCCCAGUGCUGAAGUUGUUGCUUUAUCACCAACCACAUUGAUGGCAACAAAUAGAUUCGUGUGUGAGAUCUGCAACAAAGGGUUUCAGAGGGACCAAAACCUUCAGCUGCACCGCAGAGGUCACAAUCUUCCGUGGAAACUGAGGCAACGAACAAGCACCGAGGUGAAGAAACGUGUGUAUGUUUGCCCUGAGCCAUCAUGCGUGCACCAUAACCCAGCUCGUGCAUUAGGAGACCUCACUGGCAUCAAAAAGCACUAUAGCCGCAAACAUGGCGAGAAGAAAUGGAAAUGUGACAAGUGCUCUAAGAGAUAUGCAGUGCAAUCUGAUUGGAAGGCCCACCAGAAAACUUGUGGCACCAGGGAAUACAAAUGUGAUUGUGGAACCAUAUUUUCCAGGAGAGAUAGUUUUAUCACUCACAGAGCUUUCUGUGAUGCAUUAACUGAGGAAAACAACAGAGUGAACCAGGGUCUGACAAGUGGCAUGCCACCAAACCUGCAGAGUCAAAUACCGGAUCUUAUGUCUACCAUGCCUCUGAACACUAGUCCCAACACAGUAUAUGACCCUAAGAACCCACUGAAAUCACUCCCCCAAGAACUUGUCCCAAUACCAUUCAAGUCUAUGAGCAUGGGAGGGGGCAUGUUCUCUACCAAUGCAGGUGCACUUUUUGGUGGCCCAAAAAGCAUGUCUCCCUCUUCUUCCAGCCUCCAACUGGGUUCCAACACCUCAUCAAGCUUCAAUUACUUGCAAGACAACAAAAACGGAGCACUAAUUGCUGCCUCAGCUCAGAUGUCUGCAACAGCUUUGUUACAGAAAGCAGCCCAAAUGGGUGCCACUGCAAGCAAUACCAUCAACUCCCCCAUCAUGCAAAAAGGCUUUGUUAGUAGCACUUCUGCUCCUGAUCAUGUUUCUUCCACUAGGCCACCGUAUUCCGGUGCCAUGCUGCAGCACAACAACUCCUACGACCAUUUCUCUCCACAGCCUGAUCUGUCCAACAUGGCUGGGGUGAGUGGUGGAGGAGCAUUCAUCAACCAGUUGUUUCAUAAAGGACAAGAAAUUUCACAAGUUUUUGACUCCAACACUGCCGGGUCUGCUAUGAACGAGGUGGGAAUGUUCAGCCAAAUGCCCCUGGGGAGUGAUCACAACCACAACACUGGAUUGAUGAAGAAUGUUGAACAAGAGGUUAGUAAUUGUUCUGGUUUGAUCCAUGGAAGAGAUGUGGUUGAAGGUAACCCGAUGCAGCCAUCAAGGUUUGGAGGCAGUGACAUGACAACUGUUCAUGACUUUUUGGGCAUUGGUGGUUCAACUUCUAGAGUCAUGAACCAUUUUCAUCACCAUUUUCCACACCAGGAUUCAGCUAUGGAGGAACCCAUGUGGGAUGUUUGAGAACAGAUUUUUAUCAUGUAUGCUUCUAAUUAUACAGAAUUAGUGUUGAACGUUUUGAUGGUUAGAACUGGAAUUGAAACAGAUUAUCUACUCAAUUUCAAUGCAAG